This is a messenger RNA of Pseudo-nitzschia multistriata, 1155 nucleotides long. The record is from the annotation of a GenBank genome assembly. NCBI's taxonomy places the organism in Eukaryota, Bacillariophyta, Bacillariophyceae, Bacillariales, Bacillariaceae.
GUUUAUUGUUCAGUGCAUUUUGGUCUCGUUGCAUUACAACGGCACUACGGUACACAAUCUGAAUUGACUAAGAGCAUCCAAUCUACCAUGAUGCUUGCAUCUUCUUUUSUACAUUUUUUCGCAGCUUCAGGACUAUGCUUCUUGUCGACAGAAGCAUUUGCCCCAGCAGCUACAAAGAUCCAASAGUGCACUCGUACGCGAUCGCUGCUGCUUCACCCUCCGUCCGCGUGUAGCCCCCUGAAUUUGGUUCCGUCCUCUCGAGAGGUCAGAAAUYGUUUUGGUACGAGCAAGGCGAAUACGCAAAAGGCAUUGAGACGACGAGCCUCCGAUGAUAACAAUGAAGAUGAAUGCGAUUCUACUGAUUCGCGUCGUCCCAAGGUGGACGAUCUUGUUCAAUUGGUGUCUCUCCGAAUGCGCCGCGUAGCAUUUUUGUCUUGGUGGACCCAGGUGAUAUUAACGGUUGUCUCUUCGGUGACGCUUCUGUUCACCCGAAAUGUUCUCAAUAUUGAAACGGGCCCGGUUGGGUUCGGGGCUAAUCCGGUUAACCGAGCUCUUCUUCCGAACUACUUUUUGGCCGGAUCGAGCAUCGUGCUGUCGUUUGGAUCUAUCUUUUGGACUUGGGCGACGCGUCGGCUCUCGAGGAGGCUUUUGCGAAAACCAACAUCUCGCAUCCAGGCCGCGAACAUGUUGCGCAAGAGCAUAACGGUAGGCACCAGCUUGAAUCUCAUGGGCAUGRCAGUGGCACUCAUGGGUGCCGAACAAAUCGUUGGCGGUUUGGCUAUUAAGGUUUUGACAACGUCRACUAGUGCGUCAGCYGUAUAUCAAGCAGGCCAAGCGGUGAAUCUUCUGCAGCCCCUCGACAUACUGGUCGUGCAGGCCAAUACCAACACGCUCUUUAGCCACUUUUGUAGUUCCGUUGCAUACUUGUUUCUUGCGCGAUCGAUAGGACAGUUGGAUCCUCCUUCGGUGGAAGGCGACGAAAGGCCACGAGCAUAAUUCUAUCCCACCAAGAACAUUACUUUUCAAUCAAAUAUUUUGAGUUCAAAAUAUGGAACAUGGCCAGAUUAGUUCCCAGAUUGGUUUUUAAGACUACGUUUAAUGUCGAAARGWGCUAUCGAGUCAGUUUUAAAUUGUUCGCUUGUUAUAUCUAUGUGU